GUCAUUUUCUUCUUUUUCACUUUUUGCUCACCUUCUGAAACGAUCAUCUGAAGUCUGAGGUCACCAGGUGGAAAAAUCAACAACCCCGCAAUAAAGUCCCCUACAAGCAUCAAUCCCGACUGUGCGCCGCUCGUCUUCAAUCAACGCUGCCUCCCUGAAACUUGUUACCCUGGCCACGGCAUAACAAACAAGCCUUUUCUUGUCACGAACUCUCGCUACUACCACCCUUUUGUUGUCCCAGAACUCCUGUUGGCCUGUUGCUGCUGUUGUUGGGCCCUGAACCUACCCUCCCCUUUAUCUUUUAUCUUUCACCUCCCCCGUUCCCGCGUCGCUCGGACCGCAAAUGUCGUCGGAAGUCUUCCGCAGAGUGGGCCGCGGAGGUGCGGGGAAUUGGUAUAGUAAGAAGGACGUUGAAGAUGCCGAGAAGGCGGCUGCUGAUCUCGAAGCGCAAAAGAAGUCUUCUUCCGGUUCGACCUCGCCAACAGCGCUCGAGCGCUCCAUCACCGCGCAGACCAGUCUCGGCAGCUCGCGAGCCGGCGGUCGCGGCGGUGCCGGCAACUUCUACGACGCCUCGGCAACCGACCCGGCCGCCGCCCAGCAGCAGGAGGAGGAAAAGGAGGCCGAGCUCGAGGAGCUGACGCGCGUCGUGACGGCGAGCGUCCAGCGGCCGAACCCCUCCGGCCGGCUGAGCGGGCGCGGCGGCGCGGGUAACUACAGCGACAACGCGGCGCGGAGCGCCCAGCAUCGGAUGGACCCGGAGCAGCAGCGCAAGAUGAUAGAAGAUCUUAACGCGAGGGUGUUGCAGGAUGUGGAGGCCGGGUUGGCGAUGCCGAGACCGGCGUAUCAUGCCAAGUUCGAGCUGAAGCAUGAGAGGUUGGUGUCUGCUGAGCCUUGAGGUGCCCUUGACGAUGAUGAGAGUUUGCGCAAAAAGAUGGAUGGACGGAUAUGUAUGAUGAGAUGGGUGGUAAUGGUUCGGGUUCUGUUUACGCUUGGUUCGACUAAUUAAAAAGGCGUUUGGGAACGAGAUGGAAAACGAUGUACAAGCAAGCUCAUGCACAUCGUUACAAGCAGGAAGC
Molecule: messenger RNA, 1076 nt
Organism: Neurospora tetraspora
Lineage: Eukaryota; Fungi; Ascomycota; Sordariomycetes; Sordariales; Sordariaceae
Exons: 2
Coding region: 344-895 (183 amino acids)
Source: RefSeq, a predicted model, not a curated record